AUGAAGCUCACCCUCACCUCAACCCUCAUGGCCACGACCUCCCUCCUCACCCUCUCGAGUGCCCAAUUCUCCAUCCCCAACAUCCCGCAAACCUGUCUCGAAAUCCCCCAAGUCCUGGGCAAUAAACCCCUCCAACUGCUAAGCUACUUCCACAAAGAAGUGUGCGAAAAGAACUGCACCGCAACCAUCAACCAACACAACCAAUACCUGCAACAGUCCGUGUUCCCGCAGAUCAUGAAAGAUCUCGACACGAAGCUCGACAUCUCCACCACCGAACAGGCGUCGUUCCAGAAGAUCCAAACGCAGGUCGAAGCCGCCAUUAAGAAGGAUUGCUACACCGAGGGCAAUAAGCAGCUGUGUAAUGAUCUGGAGGGAUUGGCGGAUUACGGGCUGUGUGUGUUGAAGGCCACGCAGCCGAUUAUCCUCAAGAGUAUUGGGGAGUUGAAGAGCUCGGUGAAUAUUACGGAUGCGGAUUGUCAGAAGAUUAAGAGUAUUGAUUCCGAUGCCACGGUGUGGGAGAAGACUUUGCCCGGGUAUGUGGAUCGGUUUGAGCAGAUUUGUGAGAGUGAGAAGAAUUAG
Messenger RNA from Aspergillus ibericus CBS 121593, 579 nucleotides. RefSeq lists its product as uncharacterized. The record is from RefSeq and is a predicted model, not a curated record. The transcript has a single exon. Lineage: Eukaryota; Fungi; Ascomycota; Eurotiomycetes; Eurotiales; Aspergillaceae. The coding region runs from base 1 to 579 and encodes 192 amino acids.